This is a messenger RNA of Saprolegnia diclina VS20, 2431 nucleotides long. RefSeq lists its product as hypothetical. The transcript has 20 exons. Gene Ontology annotation, molecular function: metal ion binding. Lineage: Eukaryota; Oomycota; Saprolegniomycetes; Saprolegniales; Saprolegniaceae. The record is from RefSeq and is a predicted model, not a curated record. Bases 33 to 2351 code for a protein of 772 amino acids.
CCGCGACUUGGCGGUUGGCUGCAAAGACGCGGAUGCAGGCCUUCUCGUUCGAGCCGCCGGUCGUGCCGGUAGACGCAAGCAGCCUCGCGGCCGAGACCGACGUGCGCGCCAAGUACCACCGCGCACUCUCGGUCGUCUCGGCCAUCUUCAACAAGUACUACAACGGGUCGCACCGCGCGGUGGACGUCGAUGUGGCGCGGCGCCUCGUGGCCCACGAAGAUGCGCUCUUUAGUAUCCAGUGCCACAUCGAACAAGGCCCGGCUGCGAUUCAUCGCGAAAAGAAGGCGUCCGAGGUGCGCGACAUCACGGGCCAUGUUGCGGCCCACGCCCACCAGUCGACACCGUGGUUUGCGCUCUGUGGCGGGUACCUCCCCGGUCCCGGCUCUGUCAUGCGAGAGUGGGACAAGCUCGGUGAAAUGGCGCCGGAAGCAGCGAUGAAAGAGUAUGUUGGUCUCGUCGAUCGGCUCUUGCCCGGCUGGGACGAUCAGUCCGAGUUCCCAGUCGCACGCCAGGACCGGUUCUGGCAAGACGACGCCGUGCGCUCUGCGUGCACGGUGUGCGAGGCGCCGUUCACGGUGCAAAAUCGACGCCACCACUGUCGCAUGUGCUUUGACAUCUUUUGCCAUCUCUGCACGGCGUCGCAGGUCGAGCUGCUGCUUUCGAGAGGUGCGCCGCCGCGCAAGUACCGUGUCUGUGGCGCGUGCAAAGCCAGCAUCGACAACGACAAGGGGCUUGCCGAAGUGCGCCGGCUGGUGACGGAGAACCGGCGUAUCAAAGAUGCGAUCCAGGCACUCGCCAAGACCACAGAAACGCAGGUUGCGGCACAAGCGGCUGUCGUCGCCAAGCUGCGCGCAGAAGCCACACACCUCGGCUGCGACGUGGCCAAGCUCGACGCCAUCACGGCCGCCAAGCUCGGCGCGUCGCCGUCGCGCACAAUGGAAGAACUCAAGACGCCACCGGCGCACAAGUUCAAGCCAAGCGAGUCGGUCGAGGCGUGUGCCCAGCUGCGCGUCGCCCACCGCCAGCUUGGUAUGUGCUUGAAGGUCGCCGAGGUCCGGUCCAAGAAGGCACUCGAGUCACUGAACGUGGCCAUCGCUGUCUACGAAGAGGCCAUUCGCCACAAGAAGAUUCGGUGGCACCCCGUCGCGACGGGGGCGCUCCCAUACUUCAAUGUCUUUGACAUUGCCAUGUUGAGCCAAACGUGCAAGACGCUACAUGCGUACAUUGGCAAACACGAUUUGCAGCGAAAGGCCAUUGCGCAGCAGGCCUUUCCGGUUUGUUUUCGGCCGCAAAUGUGGCUCUCGCGCAUCUGCAGCGACAGCGACACCAACAAGUUCAUUUGCGACCUUGCCGAAGCACUCACGUCCGCGCUGAGCCUCGAGUACGACUCGGACCAAGCCGUGCAGUGGUACUCGAUCAUGCCCAAGUCGUCGCCGAUCUGGUCGGAAGCGUACGCUCUGAUUCUUGAGCGCUGUGGUGCGGUCGGCCACCUCGAGCACGACAAGCAGAUCGUCGCGGACGUCGGGCGCACGUUUGGCCGCUCUGCCGUGCGCAAGACCAAGCGCCGCGAGCGGCAAGCCGAUCCGUACGAAGGAUUGGACCGCGAGCCGAAGAAGGACUCGCUCAUCAACGUGCUUCGCGCCUUUACGAGCACCAACUCGACCGUGGGCUACUGCCAGGGCAUGAACUUUUUGGCGGCCUUUAUGCUCGCCAACGUCGAGUGGAACGAAGCGCAGGCCUUUUGGCUCCUAACGGCGAUGGCGGUCUCGCCUACAUACGAGAUCAUGGACAUGUACAAGCCGGGCGUUCCGCUGCUCAAUUUGCGCUUCUUCCAGCUCCAUAUGCUCGUCAAGCAGUGGUUGCCCGCCGUCCACGCGCACUUUGAAGCGCAGGAUUUUCAUGUGAGCAUGUGUGCCUCGGGGUGGUUUAUGACAUUAUUUACCAACUUUGACACGCUGCCGCCGGACGCUGUCGUCCGCACCAUGGACGGUUUUGUUGUCUACGGCUGGAAAAUGAUCUUCCGCGUCGCGCUGGCGCUCCUCACGUACCUCGAGCCGGCAAUCCUGGCCGCUGACUUUGAAGCGAUCGUGGAUCUCUUCUACAACUUGGAUGACGGCGCGCUCAUCCUGCACCCCGAGUACCUCGUCCACGCAGCCAACAAAAUCAAGGUCACCAAUUCUAUGCUGCGGGCGCUUCAAGACGACUAUGACGAGCUGUACCCUUCCAGUCUCGGCGCGACGCUGUCGCCGCGCCACGAGACCGCGGGGAGCACACCAGCGCUGCCAUUGCUCAAGCUCACCUCUGCGUCGGUCGACGACGUGGGGCCGGAUACCAUUUGCACCACGACCUAGAUAACGUUGUCUGUUGUUUCUCGCUAGUACAAGCUGAGCAAAUUGGGAAUGUGGAGGUGCAUCGCUCUCCUUAUAUGGUG